UUCCAGGACAGCCUCCAAAACAAUACAGAGAAACCCUGACUCAUAAAACAAACAAACAAAAAAAGAUGGGGACUGGCACAGUGGCUUGAUGGGUAAAGGAGCAUGCUACUGAGCCUGAAUAUCUGAGUUUAGUCCCCAGAGCCCAUAUAGUAGCGUGAAAAAAUGAACUCGGCAAGGAGUCCAGUGACCUCUGUACACUUGAGUGUGUGCACACAUACAUAAACUGAGAUCAAUAAAUGGAGUUUUUUAAAGAAUUAAAAGAGAUGGGCCAUGGUCGUGCACACUUUUAAUCCCAAGCACUGGGGAAGCAGAGGGCAGGCAGCUCUCUGCUAGUCUGAGGCCAGCUGAUCUAUAGAGCGAGUUCCAGGACAGCCAGGGCUGUGCAGAGACCUGUUUCAGUGCCACCCACCACCAAAAAAAGAAUGAAAAGGGAUCCUGGAGAGAAUGUUGGGUGGUUUACAGCACUUGUUGCUCUUACAGAGGACCUGGGUUUGGUUCCAGUAUCCAUGUGAUGGUUUGCAACCAUCUGUUAGCUGUAGCUAACCCUAACCCUAACCCUAACCCUAACCCUAACCCUAACCCUAACCCUAAGCUUCAGUUCCAAUGGAUCUGAUACCGUUUGACCUCCAUAGGCACUAGGCACACACACGGUGCAUCUGCAUACAUGCUGGCAAAUGCUCAGACACAUAAAAUAAAUAUAUCAAAAAUAAAGAGAAAGGAAGAAAAGAAAAAGAACUAAAAAUACCAGGAUAAACUCUAAAUCUAAAUUCAAUGGGUGUGUGUGUGUGUGUGUGUGUGUGUGUGUGUGUGUGUGUGUGUGUGUGUGUGUUUUGAAUCAGGGUCUUACUGUUAUAGGCUGGUCUGUAACUCACAGUGUAGACCUGGGAUUAAAGGUGUGCACCACCAUAGCGGGCAAUUUUGCUGUAUUAUUAACAGUUCCACAUAUUAAUUAUUUUUGUGUCAUGCCAGGGUUUUAAGCUAUGACCUCACAUAUGGUAAGCUUAUGCUCUGUCACUCAGCUAUGCCUCCAGCUCAAUGUCUUCUAAUAUCCAUUCCAUAUUCAUAUUUCUCCAGUUCUAAAAAUACCCUUUCCUUUUAUCCCUGCCCCUCAAAUACUCUUUCAUGAUAGAAAGCUUUAUUUCCUGGCGCUGCUCACUCUGCUUACUUUGGCGUAAUAGUCUCUUAGUUUGCAGAUUGCUCUCGUGUGUCCCAACAGCAUUAUCCUGUGAAAGGUCCCAGCCUAUUGUGAAGUCUAACUUCUGCAUUUGCUUGAUUUUUCUUUCGGGGUGUAGCCCACCCAGCUUUGAGACGGGGUUCUACUCUGCAGAACUAGCUGGCCUGGAGCUCACUAUGUGGACCAGAUAGCCUUCAUCAGAAAGGAUGGAGCUGGGAAACGGGAAACUCCUUAGGACCGGACUGAACUCCCUGAAUCAGGCAGUGCAUCCAGCCCACGGCCUGGCCUGGACUGAUGGCAGUCGGGUAGUCCUGACUGAUUUACAGCUACGUAGUGGAGAGGCCACGUUUGGGGACUCCCAAGUCAUUGGGAGAUUUGAAUAUGUCUGUGGGGUUUCCUGGGCCCCACUUAGCACAGCUCACAUACCCACGCUGCUUGCCAUCCAGCACAAGAAGCAUGUUGCUGUGUGGCAGCUGUGUCCCAGCACUUCGGGAUCGAGCAAAUGGCUGCUGUCUCAGACCUCAGAAAUUAGAGAGUCACUUCCUAUCCUGCCUCAGGGCUGCGUGUGGCACCCAACAGAUGCCAUUCUGACUGUGUUGACGGCACAGGAUGCUUCCAUUUUUCCUAAUAUUCACCGCGACAGUUCCAGAAUAAAAGUAGACAUCAGUACCAAGGGCCGCAUUUACUGCGCAUGUUGGACCCUGGAUGGCCAGAGGCUGGUGGUGGCCAUAGACAGCAGCCUUCAUUCGUAUAUGUGGGACAGUUCUCAGAAGUCUCUUCUCAGCUGCUCCUUCUGCCCAGUGUUCCACGUGAACCGCUCCAUCCGCUCCAUCACGGCCACUGUGGAUUCACAGGUCGCUAUAGCCACCGAGCUCCCACUCCAUAAGCUUUGCAGCUUAAAUGCCUCGGAAGCCUUUGAUGAUCCACCUGAUGGGAACCAUGCUGGUGUAGGAACUCUUCCUGGGGGUGAAACGCCCUCUGGGGAGCUGAAUUCUGGAGUGACAGUUUCUCCCUCUUCAGAUCCUCUGGAUCUGACUCACAUACAUUUUAACCAAUGUCAAGCUGGGGAAGGUUCUCUUAUCCGUGUAAGUAAAAAGGACUACUUGACAGGAACUGGUCAGGAUUCUUCACAUUUGGUCCUGGUAACCUUUAAGAAAGCAAUCACCAUGACAAAAAAGGUUGCCAUACCGGGCAUUCUGGUUCCUGAUUUAAUAGCAUUUAACCUGAAAGCACAGCUAGUGGCCUUGGCUUCCAAUACAUGUAACAUCAUCCUGAUCUAUUCAGUCCUUCCAUCUUCCAUGCCAAACAUCCAGCAGAUCCAGUUAGAGAGUAACGAAAGACCAAAAGGCAUAUGUUUCUUGACAGACAGAUUAUUAUUAAUUUCUGUAGGGAAACCAAAGCCCACCGAGACAGCGUUCCUUCCUUCCUCGGAGUCUGAUCAGUACGCCGUCCGCCUGGUAGUUAGAGAAAUACCAUUGGCAAGAGAAGCUUCUGGAAUGCCCGCUGAAAGUCAGGAUACUUACUCUGUCUUCAACACCCUAUUGAAUAAAGCGGACAGAGAAAAGUUCCUUGAGAACAUUUCCCCGGGGUGGAGUCCCCUAAGCCAAGGACUCUUGCUAACAGAUGAUGCCAGUAUUCUGAGUGGGAGGUCCGGAAGAGCCCUUAUUCAAGAGAUUAAAAGUCCCUUGCCCCCUCCUUCCAGUGCCUCCAUUGUACAGGAAACCCCUCACAGGCCCUCCUGGCUUUGGCCAGCAUUGCCUAGACUCAGCGGGACAGCAGACCACACCAACACCCCAGAGCCUGAUUUACCUCAAAGGGAGAACUUACAACAAGAUAAGGAAACUUGCACACUCUCCAGGGAGCUGGACAUCUUAUCCAGGCAUCUGGUUGGGAUGCAGCAGUGUCUUCUUGAACUCAGGGAUUUUCUUCACAAGGAGAAGCAGUGCUCCCCAGUGUACCCACUCUCUCAGGAUCCCCCCUGUGUUCACCUCAUUUACCAGAAACCUCCUCCUGCAGGUCCUGUGGAAAAAAGAGCCGUGCUUCUCUGUGAUGGCAAACUAAGGCUCAGCACAGUUCAGCAGAUGUUCGGCCUCUACCUCGUUGAAAUGCUUCACGAUUCCCACUGGAUACUCCUCUCUGCCGACAGCCAAGGUUUCAUCCCAUUAACUUUCACAGCCUCCCAGGCAGUAGUGGUAAGAGAUGGCAGCCUGUCCAAGCCAGAGGUGGCUAGGGAGUCUCUUUCUCACCAUCGGAAUCCCAUUCCUCCACCUGGAGUCUUUGGAGACCUGGCCUCCCAGAAUGUGGAUACAGCUGGCUCCUUCAACAGCGUGACCUGAUGGCUGUUUUGCAGAGAGCAUGCCCCAACGGCUUCCCUGUGGGGUGUGUGCUGCUGGGCAGCAGGGCAAGGGGUUGCUUAUGUAUUCAUGACUGUGCCACGUGAAGAGAGAAUUCCAAGAACAAAACAAUACUGUGUUGCCAUAUGGAUUGUACUUUGCGAUGUGUCCAAGGCCUUGCUUUCUCCAGCCGGAAGCUGUGUUAACACUGCCUUUGAGUCCAUCACAGGCUACCUUGGGGGAGUGGUUGGCCUUUUUCCUGCCAGGGAGCCUGUGCCUUUUCAUCCAUUGCCCGGGCAGCAGGACACUGGUGUGAAGGAAUUCCGAGAGCCCGCUCUGCCCUCAGGACUGCCUGAAUGGGGAGGAAUUUCAGAGGAUGGCCUCUCUCCUCAGAUUUAAACCAGUCCUUGUGAUUCUGUAAACAAUUCUACCUGACUGAGAUCCAGGUACUGCAAAAAAGUGCUCUCGGCAAAUUUUAAAUAAAAUUUCAAGAUUUGACCCUC
Molecule: messenger RNA, 4010 nt
Organism: Mesocricetus auratus (golden hamster)
Lineage: Eukaryota; Metazoa; Chordata; Mammalia; Rodentia; Cricetidae
Gene: Wdcp
Product: WD repeat and coiled coil containing
Exons: 4
Coding region: 1381-3510 (709 amino acids)
Molecular function (GO): kinase binding
Source: RefSeq, a predicted model, not a curated record